Messenger RNA from Oreochromis niloticus (Nile tilapia), 1133 nucleotides. RefSeq names its product protein phosphatase 1 regulatory subunit 12B. Bases 258 to 806 code for a protein of 182 amino acids. The record is from RefSeq and is a predicted model, not a curated record. Gene Ontology annotation, cellular component: cytoplasm. Gene Ontology annotation, molecular function: enzyme inhibitor activity; protein kinase binding; phosphatase regulator activity. The transcript has 7 exons. NCBI's taxonomy places the organism in Eukaryota, Metazoa, Chordata, Actinopteri, Cichliformes, Cichlidae.
CACUUCCCCCCACAGAUCUCACACUUGUGCAAUUGUUUCACUCUCUUCUGAUAUGCAAUGUCUCACUAUCACGUGAAGAAGACGCUUGGAUUGUUCUUUAACCAAAGAAAAAAGAAAUCUGAUUUUAAUCUUACUGGAUAAAAAAAUACAUAUCUCUCUACUUCUCGUCCGUUUAAGAAGAACAUUUUUAAAAACAAAUUGGACAUACUUCUGACGACAAUACUGCUGCAUGCAGUGGUUCCAGCUGCCCAGGAGCGAUGUCAUCUCUACCUUCUCACAACAAAGAUUCGUCACGCAUCAGAAAGCAACUCUCUGACUCUUGUCCAGUUUCUUCUGUUGCCACUACUAAGAGCCUGCGGCAUGAGAGGCUGUCUAGAUUGGGAUCAUCUGGAUCAUCUGAUGUCUCCAAUGACACAUCAACAAACCAUGCUGAGUCCUACUUUUUACAAAGAGAGAACAGACUAUCUGCAAGGAAAAAGGCACAAGAAGAGACAGCAAAUAAUGACUAUAAAAAGAUGUAUGAAAAGGCACUGGCAACAAAUCAAAGGCUCAAGUCCCGACUAGAAACAAGUAAACAGGAACUCACCAUGAUUCAAGACCAGCUGGAGAGAGCACAGAAGGGGAGACAGGAUGACUGUGGGGCCAAUGUGCUAGAAGCAGAAAAAAAGGAAAGCUGGAGCCUUAAAAAGAGGAUAUCAGAUAUGGAAGAACAACUGAAGAUUAAAGCAGAGCUUAAGAUGGAAAACCAGAGACUAAAGGAUGAGAAUGGGGCUUUAAUCCGUGUCAUCACCAAACUCUCCAAGUGAGAAGGGAAGCAGACAGGAGGGAAGAAGAGGGAAGGAUUCAAGAAGUCAUAUUUUAAUCUGUAUCCUUUGUAUUUCUGAAAGCAUAAGUCCAUCCUCUGAAAAGAUACGUACAUUGGUCAGCAGAAUGUUUUAAACUGAGCCCUUUCUACUGAUUGUUUAGAAAGAUUUAAGAGAUGUUGAUUUAAUACUGAUUUUCCAUCCCCCUGUUCACUUAUAAGAAGACACAUUUGUCCAACUGUAAAUGCAGAAUACAUCAAGUUAAAAUUUAAAAUGUAAACUCACUAAAUAUUUCUAAAUAAAGGCAAAUGCCAGUUUAUGUGUUUCUUA